Messenger RNA from Ricinus communis (castor bean), 773 nucleotides. Its product is annotated as light-harvesting complex-like protein OHP2, chloroplastic. NCBI's taxonomy places the organism in Eukaryota, Viridiplantae, Streptophyta, Magnoliopsida, Malpighiales, Euphorbiaceae. The record is from RefSeq and is a predicted model, not a curated record. Bases 1 to 558 code for a protein of 185 amino acids. The transcript has 2 exons. Gene Ontology annotation, cellular component: chloroplast thylakoid membrane.
AUGUCAGUAGCAUCCUCAAUCCCAUACAUCAAAAUCCCAAACCCAUCAUCAUCUUGUUCCUCUCCAUCUUCCUCUUCAUCAGCAACUUCUACCUCUUCUUCUUUUAGAUUUGCCACAACAGUAAAGCCCUGUGCUUUGACUAUCAGGAGUUCUCAAGCUGACGGUCCCAUAAGAAGACCUGUGGCUCCUCCACUUAGAGAACCUUCUCCGCCAUCAUCGCCACCCUCCCCUUUGAAGCCUGUUCCUCCCUCUUCUCCUGUGGCUCCACCACCACCUAAGCCUGCUUCUCAGGUGGUUUUGGAGGACAAGAAUGCGAUUACUUUGGAGUUUCAGAGGCAAAAGGCCAAGGAGCUUCAGGAUUAUUUUAAGCAAAAGAAACUUGAGGAAGCAGCUCAGGGUCCUUUCUUUGGGUUUGUUGGCAAGAAUGAGAUUGCUAAUGGAAGAUGGGCUAUGUUUGGUUUUGCUGUUGGGUUGCUAACAGAGUAUGCAACAGGAUCAGACUUUGUUGAUCAAGUAAAGAUCCUUCUCUCAAAUUUCGGAAUACUUGAUCUAGAGUGAUUCAAAUUCUUCAUCCUCAGCAGCAUGGAUGGAUACUCUUUUUUUGACUUCUGUAAUUGCCUUCUUGAUCUUCAAAGCUAUAAAUACAUUUUAAAUUUCUGUAAUUGCUGUAUCAUAUCCAAUAUCGUGUAACUGCUUUAGCAACUGUUUGCACUUGGUUAUCAUAAACUAUAUCCUUUAUGUUCAACAGAAAUAUAAGUUUUUCAUUUUGGCCA